AAAAAUAUAAGCCGUAAUACAGAGAAAGGCAGGCCGCAAGAGAUGGAUAGAAUGAUGCCGAUUCUUCGAGCUGAACUGCACUUUCCUAGAAACCACUCAAUAGGAAUUGGAUGCAGAAACUUGUUCGCACGCAUCACCAAGAUCCUGAUCUCCUUAGGGAAAAAAAAGUGGAAGAAAUUCGGCUCGCUCGGCUUCUUUACUCUGCCGUGAGUUGUGUCAUUCAUUGGUGGCAUAGUUGUCCCGGGAGUCGUAUUCGAUGACCCCAGGAAGGUUCCUAGUAAGUUCAUUACAGGAUAGAUCAAUUUUCAGAGUUGAGACUUUGUCUCGUGAGAGCGCAUUAUAUCCUUCGAGAGACGAAACACAAAAGAGAUCUACAGUCUCUCGCGCUUUUUAAACGUGGGGUGGUUCUGAUAGAAGAUAGGACAGGGCAACCAUUUCAUUCAGUUGACAUCAUACAGAAGUCCCCACCUCCAUGAAAGGCCUUCCCCUUCCCUACAAAGCUCCUCUCCGUUCCACCUCUUCUCAUAUAUUUGCCCCAGUUCCUGUUCCAUCACUUCUUCCUUCUCUUUGACGGGAUUCCGAAAAAAAAUAAAAGGGGGAACAUGGAGGACGGAAGCCAGUCUCAACCGAAGGCCGCAGAUACACCAGCGCCUUCAGAGGGCAGAGAGUUCGAGGAUCUGCUGCCGGUAAUGGCGGAGAAGCUCGACAUGGACACCUUCGUGUCGGAGCUGUGCGGGGGCUUCCGCCUCCUAGCAGAUCCUGUAAGGGGCCUGAUAACGUCUGAGAGCCUGAGGAAGAACUCUGCGCUCCUUGGGAUGGAGGGGAUGAGCGCUGAAGAAUCGGAGGCCAUGGUCAGAGAAGGGGACCUCGACAGGGACGGAGCCCUCAAUGAGUCCGAAUUCUGUAUCCUCAUGGUCAGACUCAGCCCCGGGAUGAUGCAAGAUGCUGAGGCAUGGCUGGAGAAAGCGAUCGAAGAAGAACUGAGCAGGUCCUCCCGUUGAUUAUCUUGCUUACCUCUUCCACGAAAAGUGAGGCAGAUCAACGUUCAAUCAAUGUGAAGCUUGCCCUUAUGAUCCGGGGCUUCUUAAAUUUCUGCUGAACCAAUUAGUUGAACUGCAUAUUCUUUGGUUGUGAUCUUCUAGACUGUGUUAACCAUUCUGAAAAUUCGAUAAUCUGGUCAAGAAACUUUGCACAAACCUUUGAUCA
Messenger RNA from Punica granatum (pomegranate), 1206 nucleotides. The record is from RefSeq and is a predicted model, not a curated record. Lineage: Eukaryota; Viridiplantae; Streptophyta; Magnoliopsida; Myrtales; Lythraceae.